Messenger RNA from Chiloscyllium plagiosum (whitespotted bambooshark), 1793 nucleotides. Its product is annotated as hepatic and glial cell adhesion molecule-like. The record is from RefSeq and is a predicted model, not a curated record. Lineage: Eukaryota; Metazoa; Chordata; Chondrichthyes; Orectolobiformes; Hemiscylliidae.
CAUGUUGUAUUCACGUUUUUGCAUCGGGAGUGUGUGUAUGAUGUUGUCCAGAAAAAUGACUCCGCUUUUCAAGAUACUUCUGUGUCAACUUGUCCUCAGGGCAGAUCAACUUACAUUAAGAGCAAGAGAAACCAACGUGACUGGAAUCCGGGGUAAGUCAGUUUUAUUAACGAUUCAGCAAGAAGGAAUAGUAACGAAAAUCACCUGGGAUAAGGACAAGCAAAGAUUCAUAACCUGCUCAAAGAAUGGUCCUUGCAAAAAAUUCGGGAGACAUAAAGACCGUGUGGAAUGCUUCCCUGAUUGCUCCCUAAAACUUUUAAAUCUACAAGUCGAGGACAUUGGCUUCUAUCAAGUAACCACAGUAGCAGUUGAUGGCCUCACAAAACUUCAAUCUGUCUAUUUAGCUAUUUCUGUUCCAGUGUCUUCUCCUAAAAUUGCCAUUUACCAAGAUGACUUGACUGAACAUGCCCUGGUGCUGUUUUGUAAAAUUAGUGAAGGGACAUUUCCUCAGUAUUCCUGGCAGAAGAACAACCAAGAGCUGCCAUCAAACCUUAGGUUUAUAUUAACAAAAGACAAUAGUAGCUUAUACAUUCAAAACUUUACCAACGUGGACUGUGGAACUUACAAAUGCACAGUUCGAAACAGCAUCAACCAAAGAGAAACUUCACGGACACUAGUGGGUGAAGACAGUUUGGAAUGUCGGAUCUCGUACAACGUGUUUACAAUAAUCGCCGUGGUUUCUUGUAUAGCAGUGUUGGGAACAGUCAUUCUCAUUAUCAAAAAAAAAUGUGUCGCCCUCUAGAAGAAAGGUAGAAUGCGAAUCUAAUCGAAAUGGAGAAGUUUGAAAUAAACACGUAUAUUUCCUAUGCAAUAGGCAUCUCCUGGAGAUUAUUCAACAUCAUGUUAAUCGAAAUUUGGCUGACACUGAAUAAUAAUUAAAUGCUUGUCGUUGACAGUUCGAAACAUCUGGAGCAGUCACAUUAAAUUGUGUUGUCAGUGGGGAGAUAAAAGAAUGCGCCUAUUGAUGUCUUGUUCAUGUUUCUGCUCUUGAAUAUGAAUUGUACUGCACGGAAUUCACAAGCAGAAAUUAUGGCCCCGUAUCAUCUCUCGGCACAACCAAGAACCCAGAAGAUUCAAAUUAAAUUAGGAAGUGCUCUGAAGCAUUGCUGCAAUCCUACAUGAUCUAUAGGAAGACUUUUCCAUCCAAAGUGCAACGCAAGUCGCAUGUUGCGUGACAUUCUCAUCUGGUGUUCAACACAAUUGGGUUAUACUUUGCAACAGUAAUGAUUGUUAAUUUCAAUUUCUAACGCCUAUUCGUAACAUCAGCUUGGCCUUUGCCACAAGGUAGUCAGUAUUAUCUUCUUCACCCGCUAUUUGCUAAGUUAUCACUCAUCAUAUGAUGGCAGCGAUGUGUAUUUGCGAGUUUCCAUUAUUUGUUCAUUACAAAAAGAUCCAAAUGUUAUGUUCAAUGUCAACUUUGUUUCAUUUAUAUCAAUAUAAAUGCUUUCAUGUCAGUGGUCAGGAUUGAUUGGAAUUUCUACCCCACGCUAUGAGAGUAUAGAUUUUUAAAAUGCAGCACAUGUUUAAUGAGAAUGAACACUGCCUUCUUUGCCAGAAAUUGUUUGCCUUUUCGGUGUAUUUCUGCAAUGCCAACAAUAAAACAUAGACUAUUAUUGUGGAAACAUAAUUAGAACCAAACGUUUAGCAAGAUGUACUAACUGUGCAUUAUUUAGAGAUGCCUGUGUUGGACUGAGGUGUACAAAGUUAAAAAUCAUACAACGCCAGGUUAUAGU